CUGAGAGGAAAGGGCUGGGAGCCGGGAGGCAGCCUGUCCUCCCGCGAGCCUGCAAGGAUGCGGCAGGGGACUGAGACCAUGGGGAGGUGCUAACUUCCUCUCCAACCCCCCAGCCCGGGAUCCGGGCUGGCAUACCCGGCCCCCUGGGCUAGUUUCCUGCCAAGCGCAACCAAGAAGCCAAAGGCGACUUGGAGGGCAUAAAAAGAAAAAGAGUGGUUCUGGAGAGGGGCGCCCACCUCCAGAGCCCGUCCUUCUGCAAACCCACGAGGAUAGGAGAAAGGGGAUCAGGUACUGGAGAGUGUACACAAAAAUUCCAGUCUGCGGACUCGCUCCAGAGCCUCCCAGAAAACCUGGACGAUCUGCGCCAUCGUCUUCAAUGCCUCUCUGAAAAUCCUUUAGCAAGAGUGUGAGAGAAAGAGAGGAGAGCGCGCUCCAGGGAGAGGAGCAAAGAAGAUGAGGAUUAUUUGCAGGCAGAUUGUCUUGUUGUUUUCUGGAUUUUGGGGACUCGCCAUGGGAGCCUUUCCGAGCAGCGUUCAAAUAGGUGGUCUCUUCAUCCGAAACACAGACCAGGAAUAUACUGCUUUUAGACUGGCAAUCUUUCUUCACAACACCAGCCCUAACGCAUCUGAAGCUCCUUUCAAUUUGGUACCUCAUGUGGACAACAUUGAGACUGCCAACAGUUUUGCUGUGACAAAUGCCUUCUGUUCCCAGUAUUCUAGAGGAGUGUUUGCCAUUUUUGGACUCUAUGACAAGAGGUCAGUACAUACCUUGACCUCGUUCUGCAGUGCUCUGCACAUCUCUCUCAUCACACCAAGCUUCCCCACUGAAGGGGAGAGCCAGUUCGUGCUUCAGCUAAGACCAUCAUUGAGAGGUGCACUCUUGAGCCUCCUGGAUCACUAUGAAUGGAACUGUUUUGUCUUCCUGUAUGAUACAGACAGGGGGUAUUCAAUACUUCAAGCUAUAAUGGAAAAAGCAGGACAGAAUGGAUGGCAUGUCAGUGCGAUAUGUGUGGAAAAUUUUAACGAUGUCAGCUACAGGCAACUGCUAGAAGAGCUUGACAGAAGACAAGAGAAGAAAUUUGUAAUAGAUUGUGAGAUAGAAAGGCUUCAAAACAUUUUAGAACAAAUUGUGAGUGUUGGGAAGCAUGUCAAAGGCUACCAUUAUAUCAUCGCAAAUUUGGGUUUCAAGGAUAUUUCUCUUGAGAGAUUUAUACAUGGUGGAGCAAAUGUCACCGGAUUCCAGUUGGUAGAUUUUAAUACGCCCAUGGUAACCAAACUAAUGGAUCGCUGGAAGAAACUCGAUCAGAGAGAAUAUCCAGGAUCUGAAACACCUCCAAAGUACACCUCUGCUCUCACCUACGAUGGUGUCCUGGUGAUGGCUGAAACGUUCCGAAGUCUCAGAAGACAGAAAAUUGAUAUUUCAAGGAGAGGAAAUGCAGGGGAUUGUCUGGCAAACCCUGCUGCUCCCUGGGGCCAGGGAAUUGAUAUGGAGAGAACACUGAAGCAGGUUCGAAUUCAAGGACUGACUGGAAAUGUUCAAUUUGAUCACUAUGGACGUAGAGUUAAUUACACAAUGGAUGUGUUUGAAUUAAAAAGCACAGGACCUCGAAAGGUUGGCUACUGGAAUGAUAUGGAUAAAUUAGUCUUGAUACAAGAUGUGCCUACUCUUGGCAAUGACACAGCAGCUAUCGAGAACAGAACAGUGGUUGUAACCACAAUUAUGGAAUCCCCCUAUGUUAUGUACAAGAAAAAUCAUGAAAUGUUUGAAGGAAAUGACAAGUACGAAGGCUACUGUGUAGACUUGGCAUCUGAAAUUGCGAAACAUAUUGGUAUCAAAUAUAAAAUUGCCAUUGUCCCUGAUGGAAAAUAUGGAGCAAGAGAUGCAGACACUAAAAUCUGGAAUGGGAUGGUAGGAGAACUUGUAUAUGGGAAAGCAGAGAUUGCUAUUGCACCUCUAACAAUCACUUUGGUUCGAGAGGAGGUCAUCGACUUCUCUAAGCCUUUUAUGAGUUUAGGCAUCUCUAUUAUGAUCAAAAAGCCUCAGAAAUCUAAACCAGGAGUGUUUUCCUUCUUGGACCCUCUGGCCUAUGAGAUCUGGAUGUGCAUAGUGUUUGCAUACAUUGGUGUCAGUGUGGUCUUGUUCCUAGUCAGUAGAUUUAGUCCAUACGAGUGGCACACAGAAGAACCUGAGGAUGGAAAGGAAGGACCCAGUGACCAGCCUCCCAAUGAGUUUGGCAUCUUUAACAGCCUCUGGUUUUCCCUGGGUGCCUUUAUGCAACAAGGAUGUGAUAUUUCUCCCAGAUCCCUGUCAGGUCGGAUUGUUGGAGGUGUCUGGUGGUUCUUCACACUUAUCAUUAUCUCGUCCUACACUGCUAAUCUGGCUGCGUUCCUGACAGUGGAGAGAAUGGUCUCUCCCAUAGAAAGUGCAGAAGACCUGGCCAAACAAACAGAAAUUGCCUAUGGAACACUUGAUUCGGGGUCAACAAAAGAAUUCUUCAGAAGAUCAAAAAUAGCAGUGUAUGAAAAGAUGUGGACCUACAUGCGAUCGGCAGAGCCAUCUGUGUUCACUAGAACUACCGCUGAGGGCGUGGCUCGUGUCCGCAAGUCCAAGGGCAAAUUCGCCUUCCUCCUGGAGUCCACGAUGAACGAAUACAUCGAGCAACGAAAGCCCUGUGACACGAUGAAAGUGGGAGGAAACCUGGAUUCCAAAGGCUAUGGUGUAGCAACGCCCAAGGGUUCCUCAUUAAGAAAUGCUGUUAACCUCGCAGUUUUAAAACUGAAUGAACAAGGCCUCUUGGACAAAUUGAAAAACAAAUGGUGGUACGACAAAGGAGAAUGUGGCAGCGGGGGAGGUGACUCCAAGGACAAGACGAGCGCCUUGAGCCUGAGCAACGUGGCAGGCGUCUUCUACAUUCUGGUUGGCGGCUUGGGCUUAGCAAUGCUGGUGGCUCUGAUAGAGUUCUGUUACAAGUCCAGGGCAGAGGCGAAGAGAAUGAAGCUGACUUUUUCCGAAGCCAUAAGAAACAAAGCCAGGUUAUCCAUCACUGGGAGUGUGGGAGAAAACGGCCGUGUGCUGACCCCCGACUGCCCCAAGGCCGUACACACAGGAACUGCAAUUAGACAAAGUUCGGGAUUGGCUGUCAUUGCAUCGGACCUACCAUAAAAACCAAAAAAAUAAUUGAGUGCCUUAAUCAAACUGUGUUGGUGACUGAUGGAAACGCAGCCCCGAGGGACAGGCCAAGCGUGGAUCUUGGAUAAACCCAUCCUUUGGCUGAGAGCAGGAAAGACACACUGAGCGCCAGACAGAACCAGUGCAUGAGUUCAGCACGGAAAUGCAGACUCGGAAUUUUUUUAUCAGGAAAACUCACAAUUUAGUUUUUUGGGGGGAGUGGGUGGGGUAUAUCUGGGAUAGGUGUAUUAACAGCAACAAAUUUCACUUGACCGCACUUAAAACUAAUCAGACUGGCCAGUUAGCGCAUUAAACUGUGAAGUUUUUUCUCAAAAAGGUCUAUGUCACCACAGCAAGAGAUUCAACAGUUAUUAGAGGUCAAGGAACCUGCUACCUGUGUCUCCAGAACACCCAUAUAAUCGAUGGAAUAAUCUGCAGAUGAGACAAGCAGUCACUAAGAUCUGAUAAGAAAAUAAUAAAUAUGUAAAUCCUGUGAAAAAAACAACAAAAUUUAAAGAAAGUAUUUACAGUUACUUUGGAAAUAAAACAAUACUGAAACAUGCUUGCUUUUUAACCGAAGUAAAUCCAGUAGAGGACAACACAAUUGUUUUUUCUAACCAUCUUAGGGAACAAUACAUUGCAAUAAUUGACAAUAAUGCCAUCACUGUAAUAAACUUUAGAGACUUUUUUUUAAUGUAAAAGUUGUUGGUCACCUUGUUUCCUGUAACCUUCACUCUGUCACACAAGUUGGCUCAUAGGCUGUGUUUGUCUAUCAGAAACAAAAAGAAAAAACAAGUGAAGAAAAUGUAGGCAUGAAGUCAUCCAUCUGCAAUGUAGAAUUUAACAGACUACGGGUCACUCAUGUUGUCAAUAUAAUUUAUAAUCCUGUUCUAUGUACAAAAUUGUGGGUUUUUUACCCACCCAAAAGAAUAAAACAACAAUUUUUCUUACAGUAUCUA
Grammomys surdaster is the source of this 4127-nucleotide messenger RNA. It is a transcript of the gene Gria4, whose product is annotated as glutamate ionotropic receptor AMPA type subunit 4. The record is from RefSeq and is a predicted model, not a curated record. Gene Ontology annotation, molecular function: transmitter-gated monoatomic ion channel activity involved in regulation of postsynaptic membrane potential; AMPA glutamate receptor activity. Gene Ontology annotation, cellular component: AMPA glutamate receptor complex; postsynaptic membrane; dendritic spine. Bases 454 to 3162 code for a protein of 902 amino acids. The transcript is spliced from 17 exons. NCBI's taxonomy places the organism in Eukaryota, Metazoa, Chordata, Mammalia, Rodentia, Muridae. Gene Ontology annotation, biological process: synaptic transmission, glutamatergic; monoatomic ion transport; modulation of chemical synaptic transmission.